AUGGGUGUUACUAUUUACCCGACUGCAGCUGGAGACCACGAGCCUACCGCUGAGCAAAACAAUAGGACACUGAAAGAAAGAGUCAGAGUAGCUCUUGCACGAUUACCCUACAAAGUGGUCCCAAAAGUGAUCACUGAAUGUCUUGGACAUCCAGCCGCCGAGCUAUUGAAUGUCUUUCCCCAGAAAGACAGUAUCUCAUCACAUUUCAGUCCGCAGCAGCUCAUUGAUAAUGUCAAUAUCAACUACAAGAGUGACAUGGUUGCUGAACUUGGACAAUAUGUUCAUGCAAUUGGGACACAUUCCAGCAAUUCGAUGGAACAUAUUUUGGACACCUUGUCCGACACGCUCAGGAACACAGAAGAGACCCUCCGUAUACUACCACUUUCAGACAGGACGUAA
Messenger RNA from Cylindrotheca closterium, 399 nucleotides. Lineage: Eukaryota; Bacillariophyta; Bacillariophyceae; Bacillariales; Bacillariaceae. The record is from the annotation of a GenBank genome assembly.